CUCCACAACCGCCAAUCAUCCUGUGGCCGUAAUACCUUCGUGGCAUUGAUGCAGCCUUUCUCCUCGUUGGACAACGAAGCAAUUUCCCCAACUCUUUUGGCCUCAGGAACGGCCAAGCCGUCCACCGGUAAAACGUCGACGCAUGUUUCCACUGAUACUCGUCCACCGAUGGAACAAUCGCAACUACCAAAGCGGAAGCUCGAGGCAGAAUCCCUGCCAGCGGUGGCGCCGAAGAAACUUAAAUUGGAGCAAAUCUCCACGAAGGAUGACGACAGCGAUGAAUACGAUAUAAGUAAGUGAAAGGCCGGUUAUACUUGGUGAAAUAUGACAAGCACAAUUUUAGUAUCUCCAUCGCCAUACAACUUCAAUGGUUCAUUCAAUAUCCGAUUCCGUGACCACCGAGCGAUUAGGAAGAAAAGGGUAUACGAAAAAGUGUCCGAAUCCUUCAUCAUGAAAGGCUCUUGGCCUCCCCGUGCGAAGAAAGAUGUGGAGCACAACAUGUACCAGGCUUCAAAGGGCGAAUUCGGAACCGCGACUCUCCUCUCGUCGCAUGAGCCGCUCAAUUCCAGAGGUUGUAAAUCGACCAAUUCAUACAAUUCAUACUUCCUUCCAGGUCCCAAUUUGAAGUUCAGCGAUUUUCAUCUCAAGGAUAUCGGUUCCAUCUGUCCGGAAGAACCGGAUUACCGUACUUUGGCGGUGACCCUUCUUCGGGAUCAAGGCUGCAGCCUCGAAUACUGCGAUACCGCUUGGGAUUUGUGCAUUUGUCUUGCGCAUGCUAUGCUCGGAUGGCUUUCGACAUAUCAAUGCGGGUAUAUGCAACGAGAUGUUAGUAUCGGGAAUGUUCUCAAGCUGACGCAACCCAUCAAAACGGCACCAUUCAAUAUCAACAAGUUACACGAGUUUCACGACGCCAUUAUGCGUGACAAUAAGAGUGUGGGCGAACUCAGUGAUGCGGUGCGGGACAAAGUCAUGGCAUUGGACUUGGAGGGAGGGAUCCAUGAUUCAAAAACAGCUCAGGAGGCAAAGGAUGAGGUCAGGAAGGUGAUGUCCGCUGCCGAGGCUCUGCAGGGGGGAAUUGCGGAACUAGGGCUGUCUGUCGAUGCGACCGAGUGCUGGGCAAUAAUUUCAGAUGGCGAUCUCGCAUCGUACAUCCCCACCUACUUGACUAGAACAGUCACUGCGGAAUCAAUAUCAGGAACCUAUGAGUUCAUGUCCCCUGGUGUCCAUUUGGCCAUAGAAAAAAAAACUCCGUACCUCCACAGUCCAUUGGAUGAGAUGUUUUCGUUCUUCUAUGUUGCGUUGUGGGCGACCUUCUGGAAUAUCGAAAAAGGUCAUACCCCGGAUGAAGAUCUUUGGCGUGAUGGCUUACGAAGUAAGGAACGUGAUGCCCGAGUGGUUGGCCUUCUGGUCGAGCGCUUCACGGAAGCUUCCCAAACAUAUGCUCCGAUUGCCGCUGGGAUGCUCCCUGUUCUGGGUGAUUGGUGGGGAGGCUUUCGCAGUUGCGGGACUCGUUCAUUGCGGCCCUGCAGGCGAGUCGAGGUAUUCUUCGCUUGGUAUACUUUGAACAGUUGGCAUAUCGUGGCGUUGCAGACUUCAUCCAAAUUGUAAAUGAGCAUUGGUUGAAUUUCUAGCUCAUUGCGACAUCAUAACAAUAAAGAUGUGGCGAACCGCGCCGAGCUUCGCAGAGCGUUUCAAAUGCUCAACGAAGGCAUUUUUGGAAACUGCUUUACUUGGCAUCGUCCAAUGAAUUGCAUAAUC
Molecule: messenger RNA, 1758 nt
Organism: Cantharellus anzutake
Lineage: Eukaryota; Fungi; Basidiomycota; Agaricomycetes; Cantharellales; Hydnaceae
Exons: 4
Coding region: 325-1608 (427 amino acids)
Source: RefSeq, a predicted model, not a curated record